This is a messenger RNA of Tetranychus urticae (two-spotted spider mite), 1411 nucleotides long. RefSeq names its product MTOR associated protein, LST8 (gene Lst8). NCBI's taxonomy places the organism in Eukaryota, Metazoa, Arthropoda, Arachnida, Trombidiformes, Tetranychidae. Gene Ontology annotation, molecular function: protein binding. Gene Ontology annotation, biological process: TOR signaling; regulation of actin cytoskeleton organization. Gene Ontology annotation, cellular component: TORC1 complex; TORC2 complex. The record is from RefSeq and is a predicted model, not a curated record.
UUUUGCAAUGUUUAUUGUUAUUCAAUCAAUAAAUUGUGUCUACUACAAUAUAAACAAAAUUGAGAAAUUACAAUCCUUUUUCUAAUUUAAUAACUUAUGUAGUUUAUAUUUUGGCGACAGCUUUAUAGUUUAAUUAAUGAUCUGGAAUUUAGUGUCAUUACUUACCCAUUAUAACUAGGGUAAAGUGAAAAGUGCGAUAUUUAGUUGGAAAAAAACAUUCCAGCAUUUUUCAUCGUAUUUUCUUCCUUCUUUAGUUUAGGUCCAUUGCUGGUUUUAUUAAACUAUGAAAUCUAAUGAAUCUAGUGACCAAGUGCUAUUGGCGACGGGUAGUUAUGACCAAACUAUACGCUUCUGGUCACCUCACAAUGGACAGUGUUUACGGGUUGUUCAACACACUGAUUCCCAGGUUAAUGCAAUGGAGAUUUCCCCAGAUCGGGAAUAUUUGGCUGCCGCUGGUUUUCAGCACAUUCGUUUGUAUGAUAUUAGAGACUUUACCAACCCUAAUCCUGUAAUCACCUGUGAUAGUGUAACUAAAAGUAUAACAGCAAUCGGUUUCCAAGAAGAUUCAAAGUGGAUGUACUCUGGAGGAGAGGAUGGCUUCUGUAGGAUAUGGGAUUUUCGAGCUCGCAACCUCCAGGUACAAAGAACCCACCAAGUGGGUAAUCCAAUCAAUACAUGUAAAUUGCAUCCUAAUCAAACCGAAGUUUGUAUAGCUGAUCAAGAAGGUAAAAUCUAUGUUUGGGACUUACGCGGUCCUCUAAAGCAAACAUUCACUGUUGAUGAUGAUGUUUCCAUUCAACAUAUUGAUAUUGAUCAAGAAGGAACUUGUUUGGCAGCUGUCGAUAAUAAGGGAAACUGUUACAUGUUUACGUUUACUUUGAACUAUGUUCGACUACAAUGUGCCCCAUUGCAACCUCGAUUAAAAUUUUUUGCUCACAAAAGAUAUGGAUUGAAUUGUAAAUUUAGUCCUGAUUCAACUUUAUUAGCAACCACGAGUGCCGAUCAAACCUGCAAAGUUUGGAGAACUGCCGAUUUAUUGCCAUUAUCAACGCAUAAUUCCGAAAGUAGCAGUAGCCAUUCUAAUUGCUCAAUAUGGGAUACUUUGGACAAUAUGUCGCCCACAGCUGAACUACAAACUGAGAAUCAGCGAUGGGUAUGGGAUUUAGCUUUCUCUGCUGACUCUCAGUAUAUAAUUACUGCUUCCUCUGAUAAUAAUGCUAGACUUUGGAGUAUUAAUACCGGUAAAGUUAAAAAAGAAUAUGUUGGACACCAAGGACCAAUCACCGCUCUGGCUUUUUCAGAUGCCUUUAUUGAUUAAAGAAUCUAGAACAUGAUUUGAAGUCACAAAAUCAACUUUUAAGCAUGUUUCUUUUAAUUAUUUCCAAUAAAACGAAGUCUCACUUUUUCUAAA